AUGGCCGUGAGCGACGAGUGCAAGCUCAAGUUCCAGGAGCUCAAGUCGAAGCGGAGCUUCCGGUUCAUCACGUUCAAGAUCAACGAGCAGACGCAGCAGGUGGUGGUGGACAGGCUGGGGCAGCCCGGCGACACGUACGACGACUUCACCGGCUCCAUGCCCGACAGCGAGUGCCGCUACGCCGUCUUCGACUUCGACUUCACCACCGACGAGAACUGCCAGAAGAGCAAGAUCUUCUUCAUCUCCUGGUCCCCGGACACGUCGAGGGUGAGGAGCAAGAUGCUGUACGCGAGCUCCAAGGACCGGUUCAAGAGGGAGCUGGACGGCAUCCAGCUGGAGCUGCAGGCCACCGACCCCAGCGAGAUGAGCAUGGACAUCGUCAAGGCGCGAGCUCUCUGA
Molecule: messenger RNA, 399 nt
Organism: Miscanthus lutarioriparius
Lineage: Eukaryota; Viridiplantae; Streptophyta; Magnoliopsida; Poales; Poaceae
Source: the annotation of a GenBank genome assembly